UAUCCUUGUGGUUCCUGAAAGCAGUUAUGGCUCCAGCUAUCUUUCGGAAGAACCACUGGACAAAUCUUACGAUUUCAUCAGUAGCUGUGGAGUCAAUGGCUUCUAUAUCAACCCUGUAACAUCAUCCAAGUUCUGCCAGGACUCUGCCAUCUCAAUUUCUCUUUUUUACAACAACGGGGCUGAACCUUGCAAUUGUCAUGAGGCUGGUGCGAUUUCAAGCCAGUGUGAGCCAUUUGGGGGCCAGUGUGCGUGCAGGUCCAAUGUCAUUGGCCGAGAAUGUUCCCACUGUGCCACUGGAUAUUGGGGCUUCCCCAACUGCCGACCUUGUGACUGUGGACUUCGCCUGUGUGAUGAACUGACGGGACAGUGCAUCUGCCCACCGCGCACCAUUAGACCAGAGUGUGUGGUCUGUGAGCCCCAAACCUUUGGCUGUCACCCCCUGGUGGGCUGCGAGGACUGCAAUUGUUCUAGUUCUGGGAUCCAAGAUCAGACUGAACCAGGAUGUAAUAUAGAGAGUGGACAAUGCCAAUGCAAGCCCAACAUUAUAGGACGUCAAUGUGAUCUCUGUGCCCCAGGCUAUUAUGGCUACCCCAACUGCAGGGCUUGUGACUGCCAUGAAGCAGGAACCAAACCAAGUAUCUGUGAUCCAGUCACUGGAGAAUGUCACUGCAAGGAAAAUGUGGAAGGCCCAAGGUGUGAUCAGUGCCACUUGGGGACAUUCUCCCUCGAUGCCAGCAAUCCUAAAGGCUGCACCAAGUGUUUCUGUUUUGGGGCAACGGACCGCUGCCACAGUGCCGAGAAGUACCGUGUGGAGUUCAUUGACAUGAAUGGAUGGACUUUGCUGAGUGGAGACCGCCAGGGAGCCCCCACCUCAGUCAGCUUGGAAGAUGAGGUGGUUCAUGCUGAUCUUCGGCAUUUUCCAGAGGUUUUCCAAGAACUUUAUUGGCAUGCCCCCAAUUCGUAUCUUGGAGAUCAGGUCUCCUCCUAUGCUGGGUAUUUGAAGUAUGAGCUGCACUCAGACAUUCAGAGGGGUGAUGUCUUCAUACCGAUGGAAUCCCGAGCAGAUGUUAUCCUCAAGGGAAACCAGAUGAGUAUUAUGUUUGUUGAAGACUCCUAUCCCGCUCCUGGAGAGAUUUAUAAAGGACAGCUUCAACUGUUGGAGGGUAAUUUUAGACACACUGAGACACACAACCCAGUCUCCAGGGAAGAGCUGAUGAUGGUGCUGGCUAACUUGGAGCAGCUGCAGAUUCGGGCUCUCUUUUCCCCAAUUUCAUCCUCUGUGUCCCUGCAUCGGGUGAUCCUGGAGAGAACCACAGAGACCGGUGGAAGCAUCCAAGCCAGAAGUGUGGAGCUGUGUCUGUGCCCAGCCAAUUACAGAGGAGAUUCUUGCCAGGAAUGUGCUCCAGGCUAUUACAGAGACAUCAAGGGUCUCUUUCUAGGGAAAUGCAUUCCAUGUAACUGCAAUGGGCAUUCGGAUCAGUGCCUCCCAGGAUCUGGAAUAUGCCUUAAUUGCCAGCACAACACAGAAGGUGAUCACUGUGAAAGAUGUAAGGAUGGUUUUGUGGGGAACUCUUCACUUGAGAGACAUCUGCAAUGCAUAGGAUGUCCCUGUCCUCUUUCAGUUCCAUCUAACAACUUCGCCACUGGAUGCGUCUACAAAGGCUCUACCACGCAGUGUCUCUGCAAGCCUGGUUACGCUGGAGUUUCGUGUGAACGAUGUGCUCCAGGUUACUAUGGAAAUCCUCUCGUGAUUGGCAGUUCCUGCCAGCCCUGUGACUGCAGUGGCAAUGCUGACCCCAACAUGCUCUUCAGUGAUUGUAACACAUUGACAGGAGUCUGCACAGGGUGCAUGUACAACACUGCAGGGCCCCAAUGCGAACUUUGUGCCCCUGGGUUUUACGGCGAUGCUGUGGUAGCAAAGAACUGCACCGAGUGCAGCUGUCUGUCCUGUGGGACAGACUCAUGCGAUCCUAAAACUGGCCAGUGUCGGUGUAAGCCUGGAGUGACAGGUCAGAACUGUGAUCACUGUCAGGAAGGGCAUUACGGCUACGAAACAUGCUUGGGCUGCCACAGAUGCGACUGUGACAUUGGAUCUGUGAGCCCCAAUUGCCAUGCCCAGAAUGGCCAGUGUCAUUGCGGUCCAGGGGUCAGUGGUUCUCGUUGCCAACAGUGCAGCCCUGGAUACUGGGGGCUCAGUGCAGACGGCUGCUCGAAAUGCCAGUGUAAAGGAGGUUCCUGCAACCCCCGCACUGGUGAGUGCACCUGCUCCAAUGGCUUGACAGGGAAGCAAUGUGACACCUGUAUAAAGAAGCAUGAGAUCCCCGUGGUGGAUGGUCCAGACAACAUGAGAUGUGAAGCUUGUGAUAGCUGUGUGCUGCUCUUGCUAGAAGAUCUCCAGAAGAUUGAAAGUGACUUCCCUGCCCUCAAACAUCAGUUGUCAAGUCUCAAUACCACCUCAAUUGCAUGGGCCCGCCUGCACAGCAUCAAUGGUUCUAUGCAAGCCGUUAUUAACCAGGUGCGUGAGUAUCAGAGAUCUAUAUAUAGGGUGAGGCAACAUGCUGACGAGCUGGAAGAGGAGAACACUGAUUUUGUUCAGGACCUGAAUGCACUUCACCACAAGGCAACAAUGACCCACAGAAAAGCAAACCAUCUCACGGAUAGCACGCAGGAGACCUAUCAGCAAGCAGAGAGCCUUGUUCUGAAUAUCACUAAAAUUCAGAGAAAAAUUAACGAUCUCAUGCACCAGAUGGACACUUUUACCACUGCCAAUGCUAGUACUACCUCUGCAGAGGAGUUUCGGCAGAAGAUAGCUGAGGUAGAUGCAAUGCUGAGGCACAUGAAAGCCACAGAUUUUAGCUUCCAGAAAACCAUUGCUGUUGGGGAGCGUGAUGAAGCUCAGAAUUUGCUGAAUCGGGUGAAGAUUGAGCUUUUCAACAAGUUGGAGGCCAACCAACAACUGGUAAAUCAAAUCAAUGACCAGUUGGAUCAGUACAGUUCAGAUUUGAUGGACCUACGAGAUGCCCUGAACGAAGCGGUGAAUAAAACCCGACAGACAGAGGAUCUCAACAGCCUGAAUCGUAAUCAUCUAGAGGAAACCCAGCAAAAGAGCAAGGAGAUGGAGAAACAGUAUGUCACAAUCCAAACCACUUUGAGAAUGGCUAAAGGCUCCUUGGGGAAGAUCUCAGAAUUUCUGCAGACCAUUAUAAAUGCUAAAGAUGAAUCAGAGAAAUUACUAGCUCAGCUAGAUGGAGCCAGAUAUCCCCUAUCAGAGAAGGCUAAGGAGUACACUUUGGCUAGCAACAAGAUCCAGAAGGUUGAGUUGGCAGAGGAGCAUGCAAAACUUCUAGAUGAACUGGCACGGAAUCUCUCCAGCAUUAUCCAUGGCACAAACCAGGAUGGUUUUAUUCAGAGAGCCAUCAAUGCCUCCAAUGCCUAUGCCAGCAUCAUUGAGGCGGUAAAGAACGCAGAGGAGGCAGCCCUCAAAGCCAGUCAUGCUUCUGAUGAAGCCUUGAAGAAUGUCAUCAAACAUAAUCUUGGAGCCAGAGCAAAAGAGAUGAAGAAAAAUAGCAGUGCUUUAGAGGAAGCUGUGAAGGAAGAGCAGAGGAAGCUCAGUGGAGUCAUCAAGGGAGCAUUGGAAGCAGCCCAAAACAGAUUGGCUGGUAUCCAAACAAAGAAGGAACAACUCCUGAACCAGCUGAAUUCAGCGAAGAACAAGUUGAACAUGAUCCAUGACGGUGCAGCAGAGAAAAUUCAGAAGGCCCAAGACGCCGCCUUAAAGGCCAAUGAGACAGUGGCCGCAAUGGAAGGACAACUGAGUGACAUGAAAAAAAACCUAGAUGAGUGGAAGGAACAGUAUGGAGACCUGAAAAGUGAAGAUUUGAAUCAAGCUGCCCGUGAUGCCAAGAAUACUGUCUCAAGUCUUGAAAGCACCCUUCCAGUCCUCCUGGGAAAGCUGACCAGUCUGGAAAACAGAAGAAGCCACAACGCAACUGUUUUGGACAAUAUUCUACGAGUGCGCCAACUGAUCUCGUUGGCCCGGAAUGCUGUCAGUAAGAUUAAAGUUCCAGUGAAGUUCAAUGGCACUUCUGGUGUACAAGUCCGGACUCCCAGCAAUCUCCAAGAUUUGGCUGCCUAUACAUCCCUCAAAUUCUAUAUUCAGAACCCAUACUCCAAAGUGAGAGAGAAACAACAAAAUGAGGAUGGGUCUGGACGCUUUGUGUUGUACCUGGGACAAAAGGAUGCCACUGGUGACUACAUGGGCAUAAUCCUGAAAGACCGCAAAGUAGAAUGGAUCUACAAACUAGGAGAUGAGGAACCAGCACAUUUAGUAGUUGAUGAAGAAAUUGGAGAACAGUUUGCUACUGUCAGCAUCAACAGGAUCUUGCAGUAUGGACACAUGUCUGUGACAGUGGAGAAGCAAACCUUGCAUGAGACCAAGGGGGACAGCGUUGCCAAAGGAGAACAUGGAUUGUUCAACUUCAAGCCACAUAACACUGUUUUGUACGUGGGUGGCUACCCUUCCAGCUUCACGCCCCCUAAACCUCUGCGGUAUCCUAACUACCGAGGCUGUAUAGAGAUGGAUUCCCUCAAUGAAGAGGUGAUGAGUUUGUACAACUUCCAGCGUACUUUCCAUCUGGACACUGCGGCAGAGAGACCUUGCACGAGAUCUAAAUCCACGGGUGAUCCCUGGCUGACUGACGGCUCCUAUUUUGAUGGUACUGGAUAUGCGGAAAUCACCUUUGAGAGCCAGAUUGGCUCAAUCAAACGCUUUGAGCAGGAGAUGCGGCUGGUGUCCUACCACGGGAUCAUUUUCUUCUUGAAACAUCAGAAUCAACUGCUGUGUUUGGCUAUUCAAGACGGAAAGCUAGUGCUGUACUAUGACUUCAGUGGAGGUCUGAAGAUGGCGCCCCCUUCAAAGGAUCGUGCCACCCUGAUAGUCAGCAACAACACAAAUAAAGCGAUCCAGCUAUUUCUCCACAAAAUGGGUUCCAAGGAUCGUGUUUUGGUCCGUCUGGAACAAUCUACUGUCUUCAUGAUUGAGCAAGAAAACAUUUUGUAUGGUGCCACCUCCUAUUAUUUAGGGGGGGUGCCCAGCUCCAUCUUGCCUGAAAGCCUGAAGAAAAUAUUCCCCAAAGGUGGCUCCAUUAGAGGUUGCAUGAAAGGACUGAAAGCUCUCGGCAAAUAUGUUGACUUAAAACGUAUGAACACCAUUGGAGUGAGUUAUGGGUGUACCUUGGAUCUCCUGGUGGCUCGCUCAGUUAAAUUUCAUGGCUCUGGCUACUUGACUCUGUCACUGAAGAAUGUCCCCUCUUUACAAGACUUCUAUACUGGUUUUAGCUUCCGUACCAGUCAGAGUCACGGCUUGCUGUAUCACCAUGCUACAAAGGAAGGGUGGUGCCAGGUUUCUUUGCAAGAUGGCCAUGUGGCUCUCGAUGUCCUGUCCACAGAGCUUACCACAAAGAAUGCCUAUGCUGAUGAUACGAGCCACUAUGUGGCUGUCUACAGCGAUUCUGCAGGGGUCCGGAUGUAUGUAGAUGAUCAGCUUCAGGAAUCAACAGCAGGGUCUGAUCGACGGAGGAGGCAGAAACGUCAAGCUGAGUUGGCUGUUUUUCACCUGGGCGGUUGGCCCAAGACCAGCGAGAUUGGCAACCUUACAGGCUGCAUUAGCAAUGUCUUCAUCAGGAGGAGAUCAGAAGCCCAGGCAGUUGUGGAUCUACAGCAGAGCACUGAGAAUUUCAAUGUGACCAUGAACUGUCCCAGGGAUCGGCAACCCCAGCAGAUGAGAGCACCAGAAAAGAAGGGCAGGUGGAAAACAAAGGUAUCAAGCAAGGCAAUGCUGAAAGACACAAAUUGCCACCUGCUCAAAAAUCCCAAAGCCAUUAAAGAUGCCUUCCAGUUUGGUGGAUCCCCUGUCAGCCGUUUUGAGUUCAAUGAAAUACCAGCAAUGUUCCAAGAAAGGUUCCAUUUCUCCAUGGAGGUUAGAUUGAACGCCUCCAAUGGCCUGCUGUUCUACAUGGCUAAUGAAUCUCUGGGCUCCUUCUUCUCCCUUUUUGUCUCCAAUGGACGCUUGGUCCUUUUGGCUGAUUUCAGUGGACAUAAAGUGAGACUCCGGACCAAAGAAAAGUACCACGAUGGAAGAUGGCACACAGUCUUCUACAGCAGAGAUAGGAAUAGAGUUCAGCUGGUCGUUGAUGGACUGAGAUCCUUGGAGAAGUUGCUGCCAACCACUGUCAACUUUGGGAUCUCUGGCCCCUUUUAUGUGGGUGGAGCACCAGUGGCAAAAGCUAAGGCUCAUAUACCAGAUGCUUCCGCUACCAGCUUUAAGGGUUGCCUCAGGCACCUAAAACUUGACAAAAAGCCUCUAAAUUCACCAUCCCGUGUGUUCGCUGUGACCCCUUGUUACGUGGGCCCUUUGGAAACCGGCAUUUUUUUCUCUGUUGAGGGAGGAUACAUCACACUAGAUAGGUCUGUAGCUAUAGGUCAAGACUUUGAGAUGAUGCUGGAGAUCCGGCCACGGAGUACAUCUGGCCUGAUAUUUCAUGUAGGAAGGCAGACAAAUUAUCUCAGGCUAUCUACUGAGAGCCAAAAGGUUACAGUGACCGCAAAUACAGGAGCAGGAGAGUUCUCCACUUCUGUGGCCCAACCUUCCCUCUGUGAUGGCCAAUGGCAUACAAUAGCAGUCAUCAAAGAAAGCAACAUGAUCCAACUGAAUGUGGAUACUGAAGGAAAUUACACAGUGGGCCCAAAUGAUGCCCAUGCUACUUCGGUCAAAGAAAACAUUUAUCUUGGUGGAAUGCCAGAACUCACUUCACCAUCACAUCUGGGGCAUCCUCCCUCUUUUGUGGGCUGCAUGAAGAAUUUGGUGAUCAACCAAAACCAAAUCGACAUCAGGCAAGCUGGGACAACCAGGGGCUCAGUGGGGCUCAGAGGGUGCCCAACUGUGUAAACAAGUUUCUAAGUGUGUAAAAUCAGAACCACAGAGAGGUUCACCAUCCUCCAGGAAGCCAGUGGACUUCAUGAGGCAUCUCCUUGCCACUGAAAACACCAUGUUCAGUAUCAACAGUGUAUAUAUGGCAGAGGAAGGGGUGUAGUGUGGUUAUCAGCUGUGUUAGCCAAUUUGUAAUAUAUUUGCACAUUUCUUCCAGUAUAUUGGCAGUAGGGUAUUUUGAAUAGUGCACAUGGUGUGCACUUUGUACAAGUAUUUAUAACAGGUGUUAGAAAGCUAAGGUGUUCUUUCACAAGCGAGAUAAGUCACAGUGGUGCUUUAAGCAACUAUUUCAAGCUGCCCAAGAACCAAUUAUUUAAGCGUAUCUGUAUAUAUAUGUUUGAUCACCACAGUUGUUCUAAUCAUUUUCCAGAGACUGUUCUCUUAAUUUUUAUAUGGGGGAAUGACAAAAUGUCUGCAGGGGGAAGAAGCUGAGACAUUACAAAGGCACAUAUAUUCCAUUUUCCAGCAGAUAAAAAUUACAUCUGAAAAAUAGUGAUUUGUCUUUCCCAACUUCCCUAAACUUAUCAAGGAAUGUAUUAGACAUCACUUAAUAACUAGGCUUAUACAUCACGUGCGUUAUAAUUAACAUAGAUUUGGGGUACUUGGUGGUUCAGCGUUGUGAAGACCUAGCCAAUCUAAUGUUCAGCCAUAAUGUGGUUUGCUUAAUAGCAUGACACAUAUACACAGGCUGGGCCUAGGACUUAAGUGUGUUUUGUGACUCCAGGCAAGAUAGGAACGCUUCCCACAUUAAGUGCUAUUACGGCAGCCUGUAUUUCAGCGACAGUAUUUUUUUAAAGGAAAACAUGGCUUCACUUAAGGUGGCAUCCUCAGCUCCUUUUGGAAAAGAAAACAGUCUCUUCACUCUUACUCCACCAUGUUCUUCAGUUCUAAUAUCCCAACUUCCCUUGCAAUCAACUAACUUCAUCUGCUCCUCAGUACCAGUCUAUGGUUCACUUGUGCAUUUAGAAACAGCCUUGUAUGUUUAUGUGUGUAUAUAUAUAUAUGUAUAUCUCAUCACAUUGGGUAAGAUAGUUCUAAAAAGAAUUUUAUUACUUAUCAGUAUAUUGGUUAUUUUAAUGCUGGGGUACAUAUUGAAAAAUGGAUUUUAACUCACCUUGAAUUUUCUUUAAGCGAAUUACUUCUUUGGGGGCUGAAUAAUGAAAGAAUAUUUCUGUAUAUCACUGCUACAUACUUCCAAUAAAAUUUUCUGAUCUAGACUUUGUAA
Molecule: messenger RNA, 8213 nt
Organism: Python bivittatus (Burmese python)
Lineage: Eukaryota; Metazoa; Chordata; Lepidosauria; Squamata; Pythonidae
Source: RefSeq, a predicted model, not a curated record